AUGCUAGGAGCAGCUGGAGGCAUUCUUGGAAUGCUAGGAGCAGCUGGAGGCAUUCUUGGAAUGCUAGGAACAGCUGGAGGCAUUCUUGGAAUGCUAGGAGCAGCUGGAGGCAUUCUUGGAAUGCUAGGAGCAGCUGGGGGCAUUCUUAGAAUGCUAGGAGCAGCUGGGGGCAUUCUUGGAAUGCUAGGAGCAGCUGGAGACAUUCUUGGAAUGCUAGGAGCAGCUGGAGGCAUUCUUGGAAUGCUAGGAGGAGCUGGGGGCAUUCUUGGCAUGCUAGGAGCAGCUGGAGGCAUUCUUGGAAUGCUAGGAGCAGCUGGAGGCAUUCUUGGAAUGCUAGGAGCAGCUGGGGGCAUUCUUAGAAUGCUAGGAGCAGCUGGAGGCAUUCUUGGAAUGCUAGGAGCAGCUGGAGGCAUUCUUGGAAUGCUAGGAGCAGCUGGGAACAUUCUUAGAAUGCUAGGAGCAGCUGGAGGCAUUCUUGGAAUGCUAGGAGCAGCUGGAGGCAUUCUUGGAAUGCUAGGAGCAGCUGGGGGCAUUCUUAGAAUGCUAGGAGCAGCUGGAGGCAUUCUUGGAAUGCUAGGAGCAGCUGGAGGCAUUCUUGGAAUGCUAGGAGCAGCUGGAGGCAUUCUUGGAAUGCUAGGAGCAGCUGGGGGCAUUCUUGGAAUGCUAGGAGCAGCUGGAGGCAUUCUUGGAAUGCUAGGAGCAGCUGGGGGCAUUCUUAGAAUGCUAGGAGCAGCUGGGGGCAUUCUUGGAAUGCUAGGAGCAGCUGGGGGCAUUCUUGGAAUGCUAGGAGCAGCUGGGGGCAUUCUUGGAAUGCUAGGAGCAGCUGGAGGCAUUCUUGGAAUGCUAGGAGCAGCUUUAGGCAUUCUUGGAAUGCUAGGAGCAGCUGGAGGCAUUCUUGGAAUGCUAGGAGCAGCUGGGGGCAUUCUUAGAAUGCUAGGAGCAGCUGGAGGCAUUCUUGGAAUGCUAGGAGCAGCUGGAGGCAUUCUUGGAAUGCUAGGAGCAGCUGGGAGGCAUUCUUGGAAUGCUAGGAGCAGCUGGAGGCAUUCUUGGAAUGCUAGGAGCAGCUGGAGGCAUUCUUGGAAUGCUAGGAGCAGCUGGGAACAUUCUUAG
Procambarus clarkii (red swamp crayfish) is the source of this 1110-nucleotide messenger RNA. NCBI's taxonomy places the organism in Eukaryota, Metazoa, Arthropoda, Malacostraca, Decapoda, Cambaridae. The record is from RefSeq and is a predicted model, not a curated record.